Hymenoscyphus albidus is the source of this 2409-nucleotide messenger RNA. Lineage: Eukaryota; Fungi; Ascomycota; Leotiomycetes; Helotiales; Helotiaceae. The record is from the annotation of a GenBank genome assembly.
AUGAAAUCCAACGAAAGUCCCGUCGAUGUCUCUGCCCCUCUUCCCACGCAGCCUCGAUCAAUAAUGCGAGUUCCGAGCACCACCAAUCUGCAAGAACUGGUUCCCAAAAGGGCCCGUCAUGGUCGCCGGCAUUCAAAAUCACAAAGCCGACAGUCUGUACGAUUCAAAAGUCGAGAAUCAUCAGGGGAAAACAUUUCAGAGAACAGCCAAGCCUUGUAUAUGAACUCGAGGAGGACAAGAAAAAGAGCAGGCAGUUAUUUCUCUUCGAUUGACAAUACUCCUAUCCCAAAGCUCGACAACCCCCCUAGUCUAAAGGCAGAACUCGAUAAUGCGAACGAAGACUUGUCGUGGAGCAUCAUCGACCGAGAAAUUCUCGAGUGGCAAUAUAUGUGUGAGACAGGUCGACCAUAUUGGUGGUCUCAAGAAGCGAAGUACAAUCGUUUCAAGAGCUUGAUACCAUUGGCAUACAAUGAUCUUGGAACCCAUAGUUCGACUAACAAGCUUGAUGGAUGCCCCAAACCAAUAUAUCAUGAGAGACGUCGAGCGGUAUCGGAAAGCUACCUAGUAGACUCAUCAAAUGUCAACAGUUUGGCACACAUGAUUGCGAUCCAACUUCUCGGAUCUUGCUUCACUCUCCCACCCGACCAAAUAACUGGUACCCCGCCUACGGAUUACGCGCCAUUCGACAAAUGCGAUGCCUCAAUCCUCCCAGACCCAGGGUUGAUCAGCUCGUUACGAUUGCACAGCCAUUUUCGAUAUUCGCCAUGCUUUGGUCACGAACCUCGUAACACUUCGCCUGUCCAGUUAUGGCCAGCGAUAUAUGACGGUCCUUUAUCACCAACACAGCCAACACAGAAUCACCCAGAGUCGGAAACGGAUACAGAAGAAGCUCGGCCAAGGCAGUCCAGGAAACGCAGACCACUCAAUGUCACGGAAAACUCGGACUAUUCCCUUGACAGUACAGGCGGUGAUGGACACAUGUCGCGACGCAAUACAGUUCAUGCCGGCCAUGAAGCAGCCGCAGCAGCACGCAGACGAGAUUAUAUCCGCGAGGCAUUUGCUCACUCUUUAUCGUUUCCCCGAAGAAUGACGAUAAGGGGUUCUCUAGAGAGAUAUGACAGGCCGGAUCCGCCUUUGAACUCACCAAUGGACGAUGAAAUUGUCAAUGCUCUUUUGCCUAACAGAUCUGCGAGAUGUCAUCAGCCACAUGAGAAUCGCCUACAGCCAGUCCUUCGGUCUGAGCCUCAUCAUGUAUUUGUCCAGCCGGUCAAAGAGCUUGUGAUAAAACCAUGGAGGUCCAUUCGACGUAGAGUAGGUGGGAGCAGGCACUCUGGAAACUGUCAUCCAACCGUAACGCCAGAAUUACGCAGGUCUGAGGUUUCCGAGUCCGGUCAGAGCUGCACCUCCACUUUAUCAUUAACUCAUGAGGGCAGGGCAAGAAGAAGAAGGGCGCAAGAGAGAGGAGACAUUCAUAGCAGCAUGGACAGCACACAACACAACACGACCCCGGCAAACGAAAUGUGUCAUGAAGAGGCUGCUCAUGCUUUGUCCAGACCAUAUUGGCUCGACCUAGAAAGUGCCAGCCCAAAGUCCCAGACAGGCUUUGAGAGACUUUGUGGUAGCGCUGAGAGUACGCCCUAUUACAAUACACCUGCCAGCGGGUAUCUUACUCCAGAAAGGGGCACUGCACAAAAAUCAGAUUCGAGAAAUUCGAGUCCAAGAUUCCAGGUGCCAGACCCAUUAGCCGCAGCGCUCGCUGUUCCUAAUUGUAUGAACAUACCAAAUGCGCAGCUUGAAAGAGACGCGGGAACAGCAUCAACUCCAUUGCAGCCUCCAUCCAGUCCUGCAUCAUGGUUGGUUGCAACACCGGCCUCCACAGGGGAACCAAUACCUCAACUAUCAAGCGCAAAGAGUCCGAACAGCGGGGCGUCUUCCACAGCCGAGGUCCAAUUGCGAUCCAUGCAGACGCCCCCUGCAUUUCAUUGCUCGUCAAUGAGAAUACCGAAGAGACAUCGGAGAGCCAGUCUGCUAUCAGAAGUCUGCACGCCAGAAGAUUUCGGUAGCCCUCUUGAAAAUGCAGAAGACAGGCAAACUACAGAGCGAAAUGUGAAGAGUACUUUUGGAAGCCCACUAGCAACUCCAAUAGAAGAAACCUUCCCCUCGCCUGUUGCUGAAAGCUGCCCCAUUCCCCACGGUUCUGGAGGUCCUCCGUGUAUAGACGACGUGAUCAGCCCAGGUUCAACAUCGUCAUCAAGCAUGCGCACGAAGCCAAGAAUGAGAAGGUUGAGUAUAAGUGGCUCACAAAUCUUUACUCCGGGCGAUGAAGGUGUGGAGUUGAAUGGGCUGCCGACGGGUCCUGGAAAAGAGAUGUGGGCAGCAAAAGGGGGGAGGGAAAGAACGUACUUGUAG